Molecule: messenger RNA, 4274 nt
Organism: Hymenoscyphus albidus
Lineage: Eukaryota; Fungi; Ascomycota; Leotiomycetes; Helotiales; Helotiaceae
Source: the annotation of a GenBank genome assembly
CUACAUCUUUCUUCCAACCUGAAAACUAGCAUCAAGGAACGUGAAAAAUUGCUAGGUUUAAACCAUUUAAAGCUGAGAUAGCAGCUUUAGUAAGCAUAGGUGGUUUAUGGUACUCUGCUACCUGCUACCGCCACCUGCAGCUACGAACCGAUGUCUAUACCCGCUCGACCCGUUCCCUCACUGUCUAGUUAUGAUAUAUUGAUCCAUAAACACGUCUAGUGAAUCAAACCCAGCAGAAAAGCAAUACAGCCUAGAGCUUCUUAAACCCCCAAAGUGUGCUCUUCACAUCUUAUUUUCAUGCGAUCGGGCAGUGAAGUGGGUUUUGGCCGUGAACCUAGUCUAGUCUGUUAGUGUCUACUCCGCCUAAUGGGGUUAGCCGAUCAGUGCCCCUCCACUGGCUUCCUAUGAUUUUUUCUUGACCCUCCGCUUGCAUCUAGACUGACUCUACGGAUCCCCUAACAUUCUUCCCACCACCACCUCCACGAGUUCUGCUUCCUUGCGCUCAUUUCUCCUCAUCCAUACACACGCGCCGACAACACCACUCUUCCUCUCUGCUCAGCAUCCUUCGCGCAAUUCCCAGUGACCGAUCACCGACCACACGCAUAUCCUCCGUUCUCGCGCAAUCAAUCUCCAAGAUCGGCUAAGCCACCUACGUUCCGCCAAAGUAUCGCUUUCCCUCUCUGCACGGUAACCUUUCAGACUCGAGUCGGUCCAUCACUCAGCAUCCUCCACCCUCCAUCCCAGUCCCUCAUCUUCAGUGCAUGCAACGCGCCUUGAUUUUGCCAUCUGAGGGUACAGAUCUCAGCCCAUUAGCAGUCCAUCUUGCACUUCAGAUCUGGUUGGUUCAGAGAUUGAGUCCUUGAGCCCUCCAGCCUUGCCCUUGAAGCUGUCCUUGUGAUCGAGGAUUGGUUGCACUUGAGCACAUUAAUCCCCAAUUCCAGCCUCCCACAUAGUUCAUUCUGAGCCUGCAAUCCAUUGCUUCAGCAGCUUCUCAAGCUAGCUACGCUUUCUAACUGUGCAAAAAAAGCCCCACCAACUGAAUACUCGAGGGCCCACUAUCAAUCCAGCCUCGUACCCGCCCUUAUUGGCCUCAACACCAAGGGGCAUGACUGCCGAUACCGUCAGUGCGGUCAAAACAGGCACUCCGAACACUGCGAACACGCUCUUCCAAAGUCUCGGACCCAUGGCGGCGGGCGGGGUCAUCUUGAAUAACAUGGCCGUCGAUACUCCCACCUCCGACGACUCGAACUUCUCCGACGCAUACAAAGAGGGGCCAACCGAGGCACAGCAAGCGGGGAGAGUCGAACAAGGCACUGAAGUUAGCGACUAUGCCAUGACAUUUGAUUCAGAAGGCGAAGGAAUAGAGACAGAUAGUCAGGAUAUAACACAGGCAAAUUUUGAGCAACCGACGGCUUCGGCCUCUCUUCCUUCUACAGUGCUCGCCAAUCUACCUGCGUCGUCCACAUCCACAUCUAUCCCAGUCAUUCCAAUCCCAGGUGGAGCUUCUGCCUCUGCCUCUCUCAUCACCGACGAAGAAGUCGCCAUCCCACUUCGAAUUUCCUCCCACCCACGUACAGGUACAGCCACCGCGGCUCCCACACCCUCCAUCACCAACGUCCCUCAGUCCAAUAGCCCAGCUGUUCAAGCUCCAGCCCAACCCGCGACUUCCCAAUCCAUCCAUACUUAUGAGGCUAUCGAGAAUGGUGACGUAGACAUUCAACAACUGCUCGACAAUAUCACUGCGAAAGCAGAAAAAAAUGAGGCAGCUGCAGCCACAGCCCAAUCUCCAUCCACUCUAUCUUCCCACAUUCCUAAAUCUGGCCUGCCUGCCCACUCAAGCCUCCCACCCCGUCCACAGGUGCCUCAAAAUAUUUCCUACAGCAACCAUGACCUUCAAAAGUAUCAUGCAGGACCUCCUGGUGUUCUCCAACAGUCGGCUGCAUAUAGAGCACCAGGUGGGGCCCCGCCUAGCAUGGGAGGUAUUGGUAUUAAUGGCUUACCCCCUCCUCCAUCUGCAUCUUUCGCACAACUUCCUCAAUCAAUUGCAAGCCCUACUAGCCAGUCUCCUCACACCCAGUUCAAUGGACAUUCUGCCCAAGCCCAGUCUGCUGGCAAUGUGGCCCAAGAUGAACAUGAUGACAUUGAGAAACGAUGGGGACCUGACGUGCAGAAGAUCUACGAUCAAUUCCUUUCUGAUGAGCGUGGUUAUGUUACACAAGGUUCAUGGGAUACAUUUCCAGCAGGCUCUCGUUUGUUUAUAGGUAAGUAAAGGGUUUCGAUAGCUACUACAGUCCAAUUCUGAUGAAACUUAAUAGGAAAUCUUCCAUCAGAUAAAGUCACCAAGCGGGACCUAUUCCAUGUUUUCCAUAAGUAUGGGAAGCUUGCACAAGUUUCGAUCAAGCCAGCAUACGGAUUCAUACAAUUCCAUGAUACGGCAUCAUGCUACAAAGCAUUGCAGAAUGAGCAAGGGGCUGAAGUCAGGGGACGUAAAAUGCGUAAGUGGAUAUGGACAAUCUCCUUGCUGUUGCAUAUACUAAACAACUUGGCAGAUCUUGAAAUUUCAAAGCCACAAAAGAAUACCCGCAACGCCCAACCAAAAGCUCAACCUACUCGUAGAUCCCGAUCACCGCAAAGAGACAACAAGAACGGAAGACGUGGCAAUAGAAAUUCUGGAGGCGAUUCUUAUGAUGGCAGAGCUAAUCCUCGAGACGACUAUGGUCGCCAUUAUCGUCCGGUCAGAUCACCAUCACCACCCCGAACCUCUCUUCGUGGUCGAGAUGAUUAUGGUAAUCGUGGAAGAGACCCAUAUGAUAGCCGAGACCGUCGUCGAAGUCGUUCCCGAUCCCCAUAUAGAGACAACCCACGAUAUCGUGGGAGAAGUCUCAGUCCAAGAGGACGUGAGGCACAUGAAGAUAUGGAACUUGAUAUCCCACGACGAGACCCACGUGAUGUGCCUGACGUACAAAUCAUUCUCAUGGACCAACUUGAUCGGGGCUUCGUCCAAUGGGUAGAGGGCGAAUUCCAUGCCCGUGCAAUCAAGACACAGGUCAUGUUUCUUAGCCCACGUCUCCCACUCGAAACUGUCAUCCGACGACAAAUCCUCGAAGGUGUUCACGCAGUCUCUCAACUGAAUAUGAAAUCUCAAAACAGCAGCCGAGUUCCACUGCAAGUUUUUGAUCGUCAAGGUGGGGCCAACAAUGUUCGAUUUGAUGAGUAUCAAGAUCUAGAACCGAAGGUCGCAGCUGAACUUGUAGUUCGUGCUAAACAAGACUCUUCUGCGCCGCAACCACCACAAAUGCCUCAAUACGGAGUACCUUACCCAAACGGACAAUAUAACCAAGCACCCGUAGCAACAACAGCCACGGUCCCCAAUUUUGGAAAUAUCAUUGGCCAAUUGGACAACAACGCCUUGCAAAGUCUGUUGGGCUCCAUUAAUUCACCUCCCAUCCAAAAUGGGCACCAAAAUGGACCAGCUGCAUCUGCAAACUCUGCAAUCGACCUCGCUGCACUUCUUGGGGGUCUCCAGCAACAACAGCAGCAUCAUCAGCCACAACUCAACCAUCCACAAGCACCGCAGCAGCCAAGCUAUGGCCAACCACCAGCCGUCUCUACUGCUGAUCCAUACGCUCACCUUGCAUCUAAUCCGGCUUUGGCUCAAUUCUUCAAUGGCAGUAUGCAAAAUACGCAAGGAGGCCCACAACAAUCGGAUCAACAGGUUCAAAGUAUCAUGGCCUCGCUUGCCAAGUUCCGACCAUGAUCUCUUACGAGUAAUGCUUGCGCGGGCAUCUUCUGGUGUUUGUUUGUUUAGGAUGCGAAUGGAAUGAAUGAAUGGAUGGGGGGUAGUCUUUUUGAUUGGAGUUCAGGAUGAGAUACCUAACACAUCGCGGAUUUGUAAUUUGUUUUCUUCUUCUAUCAUUGAGAUGAAUUCUCCCUACUUCUAGGUACGUUUGGUAUGAUGGUACAGUAUAUUGUUACAGGAGGAGUUUGUUGGUUGGUUUGCCUAGCCAAAUGCCCCGGCAGUCGCAGACACAACUUGAAACAGGAAUCGGAAUGAGAACCUGAUCUUGUACAGACGUAUUCUAGUCUUCUGCAUCUCUCUGCUCUACUCGCUGGUAGGUAAUGAUGAUCUACAUGGUGUGUUUUUUGUACAUAGUCGAUACAGUUGGUGAUGAUUGUUGAGUAUAAUGAAAUGAUGGAUGGGUGGAUAUCCACAUAUUAAUCUUUACAUUAAUCUUUUUUGGGAGACGUUGGUGGUAUUGGCCAGACGUUUGGCC